GAAUUCUCUACGUGUUUCCCAAGACAUCACAUUGCAUAGAGUGCAGCGGCAAUCUCUCUCGGCAGUAUUAUCUAAGCCAUGGACCGUUACCCCCACCGACCUAAAUGCACGCCGUAUAAAUGGUCACGACACCUUCUCACCACUGUCAGUAAGCAGUGCAUCUAAUCUCGUCUGCAAUGUACAUUACGGAGCUGUGCAAAUAGUGUGAGGUUUCGUGGCGUUAAUUUUUUUACAUUUUGUAUAACACGUCAUUUAUGAUUUUUUUUUUAAAUUAAUUACAACUGUCUUUUUUUUUUCUCUGUGUGUGUGUGUGUGUGUGUGUGUGUGAGGCAUUUCGAUGAUUCAUACAAUUGAGAAUGAUCAUACAUAUAUUCAGCACCGCACAGCUGAUCGGUGUCAUCUACAAUGAGAUAUGUAAACAAGUUAAUUGAAAUAAUCGAAAUUAAUAGUGCAAGAUUAAAAUUGUUUAUUUACAUUAUGAAGUGCGGAAAUUUUGAAGUUAUCGAGUGGUCUUGCAGAACCGGAUGUCCAAGAGUGGCUCAAAUAUCGUGUUGGAUAUUAAUCCUGUUGAUUAUUUGUUCACGACGAACUUACUCGUUGACAUUUGAUAAUACAACGAAUCUUUUUGUCCAAAAAUGUCAAAUGGAAUGCAGUUUGCAUAAAGAUUUUACAACUUGCGGAAAAUAUAAAGUUGUGAGGUGGUUGAAUACAAUAGUUAGAGAGAAGGAAUUUAAUUACGGCCCGUUUCGAGUAAUAAGGAUACCAUCAAUACACAAGCAAUCCUUUUUGCCCUAUUUACCACGUUUUCGAGCAUUUAAGAGCAGCAUAACGGAAACCCUAAACUUUGUUAGAGAUAGCGUAGAAGAUUUAUUGACAAAACGUGCCAUUGUAUAUACAGUAGACAAUUCAGCAGUUACUAGAGGCUUUCCGUCAAGUUUAAUGUUAGUGGACGAAGAUGAACUUAUGCAGAUAAAAGAUAAGGAAGAAGUGGAAGGUGAUUGGCGAAUUUUCAAGAAGAAAAAGUCAAUAAUCUUUCCGGUUCUUAUAAUAUUAAACUUAAUCAAACUAAAGCUAUUGUUAUUACCAAUUAUCCUAGGAGUUCACUUUAUUAAAAAGAUUCUCGUAUUUGGAUCGAUCCUUUUAACAUCGAUAUUGGCGCAUUUAAAAGUUUGCAAAAUACAAGGUGCUGCUCAAUAUGGUGCUCAUGCGCACCAUCCGCAUCCUCUUCAUUUCUGGUCCACUGCAGCGGAAUCAAGUGACUAUCCAACGGGAUACGGACAAGAUGACACUAAUUGGCACAGAAACGAUUACCAGCUAGGUUAUACGAAUUAUCAGUUGUUUCGCAAUCCUUACGGGUGAAAAUGUUGCGAACUGUCACCGAUCACUAGCGAAAAAUUCGUAUAAUUCUUUAUCUUGGAUAAUCUUAGUAAAGUGUACGCAUCAGCUUGAGACACGCGAGAUUGUUAAUACCAUAAUAAGUAAUGUAAUUGUGAUUGUAUGGAUUUUUGUAAUUUAUUUAAUCGCGAUAAUCGCGUGUAAUUUUCAACAAAAUUGUUCGUGGCGCGGUGUGUCGAAUAAAUUCCAAUCAACGUCGGCAACGCUUAUCUCGGCUUCGUUCGUUCGCCGCCUAUCCUAUCGAAGAACACAUACUUGCAAAAUGACUUUCACAUAGCUUAUUACCGUUAUUUGUGAGGCACAUGUUGAUAUAUUUCCAGUCUCUGUAACUUUGUGGAAAGAGACUUUGAGAAAGGGCAUGGUAUUAAGGAUACAUCCGUCUUUUCUUUAAAUCCUACAUUAAUAGAGGACGCGUGAAAGAAGAUGGAAAGAUAGAGAGAGAGAGAGAGACAAAGAUAGAGAUAUAAAAUCCUAUCUCUAUCGCAUAUCUCUUAUAAAUUAUAAAAAUUAAAAAUGAUUUAUGCAAAUAUGCAAUUAUUUACAAUACCUAGUA
Messenger RNA from Cataglyphis hispanica, 1948 nucleotides. RefSeq lists its product as uncharacterized. The transcript is spliced from 4 exons. The coding region runs from base 406 to 1359 and encodes 317 amino acids. The record is from RefSeq and is a predicted model, not a curated record. Lineage: Eukaryota; Metazoa; Arthropoda; Insecta; Hymenoptera; Formicidae.